Molecule: messenger RNA, 4296 nt
Organism: Venustampulla echinocandica
Lineage: Eukaryota; Fungi; Ascomycota; Leotiomycetes; Helotiales; Pleuroascaceae
Exons: 5
Coding region: 1-4296 (1431 amino acids)
Biological process (GO): retrograde transport, endosome to Golgi
Cellular component (GO): GARP complex
Source: RefSeq, a predicted model, not a curated record
AUGCUAUCAAAGGAGCAAGCAACUACUGUCUUCCCAAUCUUCUUCGCGGCUACUACUGGCAGAGCAGCCGUGAAAUACGCAACAUGGAAACUUGAGCAAGGAACGACGCUUGGUACGUUGGAACAGUUAAUGGGUAGUCGCACGAUUGCCACCGCUUUUACUACUCAAUAUCAACUACGGUCAUUCAACGCAAUCGGUCUAGUGCUAAUUAUCAUAUGGUCCCUCGAACCAAUUGGUGGCCAAUCUGUGUUGCACAUCCUAUCAACUCCAGCGAAACAGGUCUCCACGGACACAGCUGUAUCCUAUAUCAAUUCUAGGCAACAGAGCUUCUCAUCCCCAACUGGCGCAUUUCAGAACCAAUGGUUCGCAGGAUUUGCGGUUCUUUUUGGGUCAGCAUUGCUUUCAACGCCGGAAGUGAAAGCGAGCACCAUGGAUGUCUGGGGUAAUGUCAAGAUUCCGUAUCAAUCUAGUGUUUUGUCCUCCGGUGCCGAAACAGAUAAAGAUGGGUGGACUAAAAUUCCAUCGGGAAACUUUACACCCAUAUAUUCUUCCCUAUUUGGACUUCCACUCUCAGGGCUUCGCAAUGGAAAUACCACAUUGAAAGUCGAGUCGACACACCUAGAACUAAAUUGUGGUAACAUGAGUGUAUCUGCCCAGUUACCUGGACCGGGCAGCAAAACAGAUCUUAUAUCCCCCGAUGGCCCCUUUAAGAGUUUUCAAAAUGUUUCGUUGAACACGCCUUGGGCCAUUGGCUACCAGGGACCAGACGUGGCAGCCUAUGAUGAAAACGAUGACACCCCUUUCACAUAUCCAAAGGCUUGUCCGGACUGUUUACCCCCGAGUUAUAGCUCAAAGGCAUUUGAGCCCGGAACACUUCUCUUUCAGGAAUACGAGGGCCUGGAUAAUAUAACGUCCAUCUCUUGUGUGCCAUCUCAACAAUAUGUCGAAUCCACUAUCGAUUGCGUUAAAACAUCGAGUUCGCAGAUCUGCCGUGUCACUGCUCAGCGCCCGUCCCUUCUUCCCCAUAUGUCGUCCGCUGUAACCCCGCUCAGUUUUCCUGGGGUUGCAAUGGGGCUUUCGAAAUUAUUGCCCGAUUGUACGCCUCAGUUUACUGCCGUGAAUCUGAUCCAAAACUUCAUCUACGACCCCUCUACUGGAUCUUCGAUAAUUGCAAGCGAAACGUCACUUGGCGCGAAUGAUGGCCAAACUCCGCUUAUGAGCGUCUCUCCGGAAGAGUUCUCUCUUCGAUUUGGCCAAUUACUAAACGCAUACUUGUAUGGAAGCAUGUGGAAUUCUACCCCUUAUAUUGUAGGAGCUUCCUUCGACGGCAUCCGAGCAAGCCCUGUCGGUGGCAACAAUGCAAGCGUUGUUGUCGCGGAAUCAACCGCGGAUCUCACGGCCAUGCUCCAAAAUCAAACUGCUGCGUUUGCAGUGCCGGCAACUUUGGAAACCAAUAAGCAGGUCUACUUUGUGUUUUAUCCAUGGCUGGUCAUCUUUCUCAUAUCCACAAUGAUAAUGCAGUUAGCCGCAGUUGUUGGUAUCAUAUUUUCGAGGAGGACAACUGUCCCCGAUUAUCUGGGAUAUGUUUCUAGUUUGGCAAAGGAGAGUCCGUAUAUAAGGAUGCCGGAUGUGGGCGUCAAUAUGGAUGGUAUGGAUAAAGCGAGACUAGUCAAGGACGUCAAAGUCCGGCUUGGGGAUGUAGCUGAAGAGGCAACCAGGGGGCAAGUUGGGCGACUGGCUUUCGCAAGGAUGGAAGAGACGACGAUGUGCUACAAAGCGACCAUGAACGGCACUUCGGCAGCAUCGUCGUCUUUAGAUGCUGUGGAUUACGACCCAAUUGAGCAUCUUAACACAAUAUUCUCCCAUCCUUCGACAUUACAAUCCAUAAACCAAACCGCAGCAGCCCUCCAAACCCACCAAGAUGACCUCUCGACGUCCAUCUCCAGCAUCGUGGCCUCCCAAGCCGUCAGCGACGACUCCAGCCUGCAGCGCAUGCAGUCUGCCAAAAAAGAACUUGCCCAACUAUUUCGAAAGAUUGAGUCGGUUCGUACUCGAGCGAUCGAAACGGAGCAGACAAUCACCUCUAUGACCGCGGAUAUCAAGCGCCUGGAUGACACCAAAAGGAACCUAACGCUAUCGAUGACCGCGUUGAAGCGCUUACAGAUGCUCACUACGGCAUACGAACAACUACGGGGUUUGGCGAAGACGAGGCAAUAUAGAGACUGCGCAAGCUUGCUUCAGGCAGUGUUACAACUUAUGCGGCAUUUCAACAGCUAUCGCAGCAUUGAUCAGAUUGCUACGUUAAGCCGAAAUGUGGCAGAGCUGCAGCGGGAACUGCUGGAGCAAGUCUGCGAGGAUUUCGAGAUGGCAUUUGCGAAAGGAGAAGUAGCCAGUAAGAAGGGCAUAUUAGCAGAAUCAUGCUUGGUUAUGGAUGCGUUGGGUGAUAAUGCUAGGGCUAGGUUGGUGACGUGGUAUGUCAAUACGCAAUUGAGGGAAUACAGACAAGUCUUCAGAGGCAAUGAUGAGGCUGGUAGUUUGGAUAACAUCGGACGACGCUAUAGUUGGUUUCGACGGAUGCUCAAGACAUACGAGGACGAGCAUGCAGGUAUAUUUCCAGUGCAGUGGAGAGUCAAUGAAGUGCUCGCCAAUUCCUUCUGUGAAGGGACAAGAGAUGACUUCAAAGGGAUCUUGGAGAGAAGCAUGAGACGGUCGGAUGGCGCCAAAAUUGACGUCAACUUAUUGUUGAGCUGUUUGCAGGAGACCAUGGACUUUGAACAGAGUCUGGAGAAGAGAUUCGCAGGGGAUCCCAGAGCAAGCAUAGAUACGCUCAGCUCAAUGGAGGAUAAGCCUCAAACGUUCGAUCGGUCCAUAUCUGAGGCGUUCGAGCCGUACCUCAGUCUUUGGGUUGACUCCCAGGACAAGCAGUUGGCAACGAUGAUCCCGAAAUAUCGUAGCCAACCUCUGCUCCCUGAUGAUGAGGAAUUUUCACCUCAAGCUGUGAUAUCGUCAUCGAUCGAACUCUUUCAUUUCUAUAAAAUCACGCUAUCGCAGUGCGCCAAGCUCUCCACAGGUGAACGGCUACUCGAUCUCUCUAGGACCCUUGCCAAGUAUCUAGAUGAAUACGCUCAGCAGGUACUUCUGUUCUUCUUACAGAUACCCGGUGGCCCACCGCUCGAGAAUAUCAUACUUGUCUUGAAUACAGCAGAUUACUGGCAUAUCAAUACCCAGCAACUCGAAGACAAUAUAAAGAAGCGUAUCGACAGCGAGCUGGCCUCGAAGGUUGAUCUAUCUUCACAAUCUGACGCCUUCAUGGGCGUUGCUAGCGCCGCGGUGUUGGCAUUGGUGCACAAAGUUGAAAUUGCUUGCGAUGGAUCAUGGCGAGAAAUGAGAAAUACAAACUGGAGCAAAAUGGAAAGUGUAGGAGAUCAAAGCUCCUAUGUUGGCGAGCUGUUGAGGCAAGUUGAAACCCAGGCCAAGGAAAUACUGCCCCUGGUUAGCAAGCAGCAAUAUGCUCGGGCUUUCUGUGACAAUACUGUCGAAUACCUAGCAACUACGUAUAUUGCGAAUAUCGUUCAAUGCCGGCCCGUCUCCGAGGUUGGCGCUGAGCAGAUGUUGCUCGAUAAAUAUGUCCUAACAAAAGAGCUUUCCAACCUCCUCUCCCACUCACCCUCCGCCUCCGCAUCAACCACAACCCAAGCCGGCUUCGUCAAACGCGUCAACCACAGCAUGACGCGUCUCGACCCCCUCCUCAAAACCCUCCAAGUCCGUCCCUCACCCGCAGAAGGUCUAGUCCAGGCAUACCUAAUCCACAUAGGCGAUCGAUCCGACACGAACUUCCGCAAAAUCCUCGACCUAAAAGGGGUUCGAAAACAAGACCAACCCUCACUAGUAGAACUCUUUGGCAUCCACAGAGAUGGAAAGAGUAAUGAGCAACUCGUACAAAUGAGUCCCCUCCUGACACCCCUCAUGAAUUCCACCGGAAUGGGCAGUGCUGGGCUCGGGAUAAACCCCUCUUCAGCACUCGGCGGAUCCGGAAUUCAAAAUCUCAAUACGAGAUUUGAUCCUGCUGGGUUCGGGGAGAAACUGAUUAGUGCAGCGAGGGAUGGGGUUGAGAGGAUGGGAACGGGGACCGGUGCAGGAGAUAGAGUAUCGAGCCCGCUGAGCGAUGAGGCUAAGGCGGCCGUGGAGGGUAAUUUAAAGAGCAUUGGAAAGUUCUUUAGGAGGGAUAUGAGUGGGUUUGGGGGGAUUGGCGGCAGGUUUGGAGGGAGGAGAGAUGGGGAUGAUACUGUUAGAUAA